AUGGAGAGAGACUUGGAGGGUGAAAGGGAAUGGGUGCACGGGCCUCACCUACCUGGACAAAGAGACCGGGCCGUGCCCUGUGGCCCGACCCCACUGGCCAACAGCUGCAAUGAGCCCUGUGUCAGGCAGUGCCAGGACUCCACCGUCGUCAUCCAGCCCUCCCCCGUGGUGGUGACCCUGCCCGGACCCAUCCUCAGCUCCUUCCCACAGAGCACUGCCGUGGGAUCCUCCACCUCCGCUGCCGUUGGCAGCAUCCUCAGCUCUGCGGGAGUGCCCAUCUCCUCCGGGGGCUUUGGCCUCUCCGGCCUCUCUGGCUUGGGCAGCCGCCCCUGCGGCACAAGGUGCCUCCCCUGCUAA
Messenger RNA from Chroicocephalus ridibundus (black-headed gull), 357 nucleotides. Its product is annotated as feather keratin 1-like. The record is from RefSeq and is a predicted model, not a curated record. The transcript is spliced from 2 exons. Gene Ontology annotation, cellular component: intermediate filament. Lineage: Eukaryota; Metazoa; Chordata; Aves; Charadriiformes; Laridae. Gene Ontology annotation, molecular function: structural constituent of cytoskeleton. The coding region runs from base 1 to 357 and encodes 118 amino acids.